UCUGUAUGAGAACUCUUUCCUCUCCUAUUUCAUGCAAGGUUAGUCGCUCGUCGUCGUCGUCAUCGUCGGAGUAUAAAUUUCAAGAGCCGAUAUUGUUUCUCGAUUGCGACGAUACUUUAUAUUGGAGGGACCAGCGAUAGGUGGCUCGUUUGCUGACACAAAAUAUAGGAAAAUAUAUUCAGAAAAACUUCGGUCUGGACUCCUCUGAGGGCUAUUCUCUCUAUUCUAAACACGGCACGUGCAUCAAGGGACUCAUUGAGGAAGGAUAUAUCGCCAGAUAUGAUCAUGCGGAAAUUGCGCGAUACUUCAACGAAACGCAUGCCAUCAAUGAGCUCCGAGACCUCAUCCCUCCGGACACGGCGGUUAGACAAAUGAUCGAUCGCAUUGAUGUCUCCACAUGGGUUCUCACAGUCGGGCCAAUGCAACACUGUUCACGAUGUCUCGAAUAUCUGGGCAUCGAUGAUCUCCUCCCGAAUGUUAUUGAUACUGCAAUGUGCAACUUCGAGACGAAAAGGAAUGCCACUUGUUAUCGCAUUGCUAUGGAGAUCGCUGACGUUACUGACCCAUCGACUUGCAUUUUGGUGGACGACUCCCCUGCAAAUUUGGAGGCGGCCAAGCAGGUUGGAUGGCGCACAGUUGUGGUCAAUCCAAAUGACACGUUGCAAGGUCCGUUUCCAGGAGUGGAUUUCAUCAUCGACAAUAUCACACUCCUCCCCACCGUUAUUCCCGAAUGUUUCAAUUCUGCUGCUGAGAAAUCGGACGUCUCCUCGGAUGACGAGAUUAUCUCAGUUUCGAUAAAUCUAUAUACAGGAAAACGUUCGAGGCACAUCGAAAGUGUCGACACGGCGCCAAGUGAGUCGCAGUUUGGCUCUUUCGCAAGUGACAUUGCUUGCGACGACUAAUCUCGAUGGCAGCCGGUUAUGAUUAUUAAAUGAUGCAGCUACUCGAAGUAGUUUCAUCAUUUAGCAUUUUACUGCAAUAAAAAGAUGCAGCUACUUUUCAUUCCUGGUCGAUUUUCUAUUCAUGUGAAGUUUACGGAGGACAAACAUCGUCUCUCAUCUUCACGUUCUGUGCACAGACGGGUCUUCAUGGCCUUGUCUGUUAGUAUCGAUAUUGAAUUAUUCGUAGUUGAAACACCUUUGAUCUCGAGAUGACCAUUGUGUCAUCUCUAAGUUAUCAUU
Molecule: messenger RNA, 1181 nt
Organism: Perkinsus marinus ATCC 50983
Lineage: Eukaryota; Perkinsozoa; Perkinsida; Perkinsidae
Exons: 8
Coding region: 372-902 (176 amino acids)
Biological process (GO): nucleotide catabolic process; pyrimidine nucleobase metabolic process
Molecular function (GO): nucleotidase activity
Source: RefSeq, a predicted model, not a curated record